CUCUUCUCUCUAUCAUCUCCUUUAUCCUCUUCCCCCUCGUGUAUGUGAGUGUAUAUAUAUAUACUCAUAUAAGUCUCGCACAUAAUCAGCAAUCCAGCCCAUCUCCUAUUGAGUAAAGCCAACAGUACAUUAUAAGGAGUCAUCAGAAAUGGAGGGCGGAGUCGACAAGAGAUCGUCAGAAGUGUCAUCGCGGUUCGAGUUCGAGGACCUGCUGCCAGUGAUGGCGGACAAGCUCGGAGGAGAGGGGCUAAUAGAGGAGCUGUGCAAUGGGUUUAGGCUGCUCAUGGAUAAGGACAUGGGCGUCAUCACCCUCGACAGCCUCCGACGGAACAGCGCCCUCCUGGGCCUCCAGGACCUCCGAGAUGACGAGCUCUCUAGCAUGCUCCGGGAGGGAGACUUUGACGGUGACGGUGCCCUGUCUGAGAUGGAGUUCUGUGUCCUCAUGUUCCGCCUCAGCCCUGAACUCAUGGACCAGUCCAGCGCAUGGCUUGAUCAGGCCCUCGAACACGAGCUCUUCCCACAGAGAUCUUGAGAAGAGUUGAACAUACCCCUAUAGGAUUUGGAACUUGCAGGGAUCUUUGUAUUUAGUUCGCCCUCUUCAAUUUCCUGUCCAUGUCAUGCUUGUGUUUGCUUCUUCGAUCUCAGAGGAAAAAAAAUGACAGUAUGAAUGAAAUGAUCCACUGGAAAGGAAUGUCCAUAACUCAACUCCUUAACUAAUAAUUGCAGUCCGGAUAUAUAGAUAUCCAUAUGGUGAUUAUGUUAUAGAAAAUACAGGUAUUUCGUGAAA
Messenger RNA from Punica granatum (pomegranate), 787 nucleotides. NCBI's taxonomy places the organism in Eukaryota, Viridiplantae, Streptophyta, Magnoliopsida, Myrtales, Lythraceae. The record is from RefSeq and is a predicted model, not a curated record.